Leptosia nina is the source of this 1365-nucleotide messenger RNA. The record is from the annotation of a GenBank genome assembly. NCBI's taxonomy places the organism in Eukaryota, Metazoa, Arthropoda, Insecta, Lepidoptera, Pieridae.
AUGAGCAGCUCGGAGGAGGUAUCAUGGAUUACAUGGUUCUGCGGCCUCAGAGGAAAUGAGUUCUUUUGCGAGGUAGACGAAGAUUAUAUAAAUGAUAAAUUCAAUUUGACUGGACUAAACGAACAAGUACCACAAUACAGACAAGCCUUAGAUAUGAUAUUGGAUCUUGAACCUGAUGAUGAUCUGGAGGACAUUCCAAACCAAUCGAAUCUUGUUGAGCAGGCUGCAGAAUUUUUAUAUGGAUUAAUUCAUGCUCGUUAUAUCUUGACUAACAGGGGAAUAGGUCAAAUGAUGGAGAAGUUUCAGUCAGGAGACUUUGGUCAUUGCCCACGAGUCUACUGUGAAUGUCAGCCUAUGUUACCUGUUGGUCUAUCAGAUGUCCCUGGAGAAGCUAUGGUGAAGGUAUACUGUCCUCGCUGUAUGGACGUUUAUACGCCGUUGUCUUCUAGACACCACCAGACAGAUGGAGCUUAUUUUGGAACCGGAUUUCCUCACAUGGUUUUCAUGGUACACCCUGAGUACCGGCCGUGCCGUAUUCCCUCACAAUUUGUGCCCAGACUUUAUGGCUUCAAAAUCCACCCGCUUGCCUACCAGAUCCAAGUCCAAGCUGCAGAAAGUAAGAAACCUUCUUCCCUGCGCACUUUUAACAACGAAUUCCUGCCGUCAAGCGUGGCUAAUCAAGGUACAAAAAGAAAAAUGAGCAGCUCGGAGGAGGUUACUUGGAUUUCGUGGUUCUGCGGCCUCAGAGGAAAUGAGUUCUUUUGCGAGGUAGACGAAGAUUAUAUAAAUGAUAAAUUCAACUUGACUGGACUCAAUGAACAAGUACCACAAUAUAGACAAGCCUUGGAUAUGAUAUUGGAUCUUGAAGCUGAUGAUGACCUAGAUGACAAUCCAAACCAAUCAGACCUCGUGGAGCAAGCUGCUGAAAUGCUGUAUGGAUUAAUUCAUGCUCGUUAUAUCUUAACUAGCAGAGGAAUAGGUCAAAUGAUGGAGAAGUUUCAAUCAGGUGACUUUGGUCAUUGCCCACGAGUCUACUGUGAAUGUCAGCCAAUGUUACCUAUUGGUCUUUCCGAUGUCCCUGGCGAAGCCAUGGUGAAGGUAUACUGCCCUCGCUGUAUGGACGUUUAUACGCCGAAGUCUUCUCGCCACCACCACACAGACGGCGCUUAUUUUGGAACCGGAUUUCCUCAUAUGGUCUUCAUGGUGCAUCCUGAAUAUCGCCCGCGCCGUAAUCCUUCACAAUUUGUGCCCAGGUUAUACGGCUUCAAAAUCCACCCAGUCGCCUAUCAGAUCCAAGUCCAAGCCGCCGCCAGCAACAAGCCCUCUUCCCUGCGCACGCUCACUUUUAACAACGGUAAACGCUAA